Molecule: messenger RNA, 2463 nt
Organism: Lampris incognitus (smalleye Pacific opah)
Lineage: Eukaryota; Metazoa; Chordata; Actinopteri; Lampriformes; Lampridae
Gene: eepd1
Product: endonuclease/exonuclease/phosphatase family domain containing 1
Exons: 7
Coding region: 478-2148 (556 amino acids)
Biological process (GO): DNA repair
Cellular component (GO): plasma membrane
Molecular function (GO): DNA binding
Source: RefSeq, a predicted model, not a curated record
CCAUAUGGCGAGGACGUCGACGCGGCGCGGCUCCGGCGCUGUCAGUCCGGUGUUUGACGCGAGGCCGGCCGGUGUACGCGGACACACGGCGGGGCAAGCCAAGCUGCAAGCUGCGAUAUCGGCCCCGAGUGUUCACCGCCGCCCCGGUACGGAGGGUAAAUAAAUACGCUGCGCUCGUCGCGAUGCGGUAAAACGAACCCGGCCGGUUCCAGAAGGUAUCUGAAGCAUGCAAGCGGGGACGGCGCAAAACUGCUCGGUUCUUUCGGCGACGCUGCACAGCAAAGAGUGAAACCUGCGCGCUUUUGGCGCGUUCGAUCGAGCGAGUUUGGCGUGUCCCGUCCGUGUGUACGCGGGCAUGUUUCCCAGCAGCAGCCGAUCCACCGCGCCGUACUUUUCCACACUGUGCCCCCGCCGCGGCCCUCUACCUGCCGCGGAGUAGACUGUCCGAAGCUCAGGUGACCCGACACCCCGAAAGCCAUGGGAGGGAAUCUGGGGUGCCACCGGUCCAUACCCAAAGAUCCGACCGAUUUCAGCAACGGCAAGCGCAAAUUCAGCGCGGCGUGCAACUUCAGUCACAUCUUGGUGAACCAGGAGCGGCUCAACAUCAACACGGCCACCGCGGAGGAACUCAUGACCCUGCCCGGAGUGAACCGCGUUGUCGCGCAGAACAUAGUGGAGUACCGCGACUGCAUCGGGGGCUUUAAAAAGGUCGAGGACUUGGCUCUGGUGAGCGGAGUCGGGGCUACGAAGCUGGAGAUAAUCAAACUGGAAAUAUGCGUCUCGAGUCGGACAAGUUCGUCGCAGCACUCGCCGUCGUCGCUGCGGAAGGACUCGGAGCACCUGUCGUGCACCGGCAUCAACAUUAACACCGCGACCCCCGCGCAGCUCCAGAGCAUCCGCGGCAUCACGGAGAAAAUGGCCAAGAACAUCGUGGCCUAUCGGGCGGAGCACGGCCCGUUCAAAAGUAUCGAAGACCUGGUGAGAGUCAGUCACAUCAACAGCUCGCUCCUGGAUAAAAUCCGCUUCCAGGUGUUUGUAGAGCGCUCCAGGACACAUUCCACUAACACCAACGGGGGGCUGACCUACACCACCAAGUCCCACCCCAGCCCGACCUCCUUAAGUCUCAAAAGCGAUGAUCUGGAUCUCCCACCCGGUGGGCCCAACCAGAUCAUCUCUGUGCGGACCAGUGUGGAGCCUCCUUCCGGCACGAGAGACGGCAAGGCCGUGCUGCGAGUGGCCACCUGGAACCUGCAGUGCUGCUCCUGUGACAAGGCCAACAACCCCGGUGUGAAGGAGGUCGUGUGCAUGACUCUGCUGGAGAACGACAUCAAGUUACUAGCGGUCCAGGACUUGCUGGAGCGGGAGGCCCUUGAUAAGUUCUGUCUGGAGCUGAACCAGGGCUCGCUGGCCAGCGUACGCAAGUGGAGAGGACCGCGGGGCAUCUGGAAGAGCGCGGUAUCUGAGAAGCCCACAGGACACUCCAGCAAGGGAGUGAGCUACUCUGGUUUUUUGUGGGAUAGCUCCUCUGGUAUCGACCUGAAGGAUGCCACUGUCCUGGAGAGCCCCGUCACCAAUGGCAAUGGGAAUCAUACUUACCCCCGACUCUACCUGGCUCACUUCUUUAUCGGUUCAUCCGAGCUGACGCUGGCGAACCUCAACAUGAGAGCCACGGCCCAGUCAGGAGAAACCAACGGCAAGAAGCACGACCUAGACGAGCCCAGACACCAACGCCUCUCGCCCAGCAUCCAAGAAACACUCAAAGGUGAGAGGGAUCUGGUGGUGCUGGGUCAUUUCGGCAUGCCGCCCCACAGCACUGAGCUGGACGUCCUCAGGAAAGAGAAGCUGUGUGCUCUGCUGCCGUCCAGCCAGUUCACCAACAUCAGCACCCGCUCGCCACAGGGCUCCCGCUGCCUGGACAACAUCUGGCUCAGCCGGCCCCUCAAGAAGCUCUACACAGGUCACUUCCUGGUGCUGCGGGAGGGCCUCACCAAUCCCUGGAUCCCUGACAACUGGUCGUGGGGUGGAGUGGCGUCCGGUCACUGUCCCGUCGUGGCGGAGUUCUUCGUGGACGCGUGCCCUAAGGAGCUGAGCAGGAACGGGGUGGCGGUGGUGGAGCGAGGAGAUGUAAUGUCCAAACACGAGCGGUGACGACGCACGCACAACAAAAGACAGAUUCAGGUCAUUUCAGGGCAGAUUCCAAAACAACUUUUUGGGGGGGGGGGGGGACUUUAUCCUGCUUGGAUUCUGCUUCGUCCUGGUUUACGAAGAAGCCCGAUCAAUGCGAAGAAGUGCCAAGAUUGCCUUUUCUCUUUUUGUUUCGUUUUAUCAGUGUAUAAUAGUUGGUGUAAGCAGCAGAUCUAUGGAAAUGUUCUAAAUAAGUUUAAACAGAUGCAGUACUCUCAUUGGUGUGUGCCAAACAUUUUCUAAAUGUGUAUAUGAUAUAAAUAAAGUUGAAAUGUUCCA